Molecule: messenger RNA, 2577 nt
Organism: Dracunculus medinensis (Guinea worm)
Lineage: Eukaryota; Metazoa; Nematoda; Chromadorea; Rhabditida; Dracunculidae
Source: the annotation of a GenBank genome assembly
AUGGUUGGGAAGGAAGAACAGCAGUCUUCAGCUAUACGUUCAAAGUUAUCGAGUGAUCCUUCUGCUAGUGCCUUGAUGCUAAGUAUUAUUCGAACUUUAACUAAUGCUUCUUCGAGUGACCAAAAACAGAGUGAUUGCCAGCGUCUAGAAGCAGGAUUCAAGGAAUCAUCUCAUUCUAUGGAUAAACUUGUGCAAAAGCAUGAAAAUGAUGUUGGGACAUGUUUGGAUUCAUUUAAAAAAGUAUCAACACGAAUCACAAAAAGAAUCCAUAGUGUUCGUGCUGGAUUAAUGACAUGUCGAUCACUUUUGCAAUGUAGGCGGGACGAUUUAAAACGACUGUGGACAGAAAACGCACAACAACGCCAUAUAAGCAAUGUUCUGGCACAAAUAGAACAGCUAAAAAAAAUCGAAAACAGUGUCGAUGAAACGGUUGCCAAAGGGAACUAUUUAUUGGCAGCAAAUCUUCUAAGUGAAGCUGGUGAGCGAACAUCUAAUUUGCUGGAAAUCAUCAAGUCUCUGCCGGAGAAUAAAGUUAUAGAAUCGCGUGAAUGUAUAGCUGUUUUAAAUGCAUUUUCGGAUUCGAAUCGAGUAGAUCAAAAAUCAUUUUCACUUUCAAAUUCAAAUUCAGAUAAUAUAUCAGAUCAUUUAAGUCAAAAUAUCCAAGCUCUUUGUGUUUUCAAAAAUUUAUACUCAACUUUAUCGCAUUUUAUUCAAUUGAUGCCAACGAUGCUGCUUAGACAAAUUCAUAUAACUGCUUCAGUUGUAUGUAAUGCAUUCAGCAAUAGUGCUAAAGGUGAUGUCGAAAAUCUUACGCAUUAUCUGAAUUUGAUAUUGAAUCAGUUGAAGAGUAGUUACAUUGUUCACUGUGCAUUAGAUGAUGGUCUAAAGAAGUUGACGGUUGAAGAAGCUGGUAAUGAUGAGAAUUUCAUUCUGCUUUCGUCAAAAUUUUGGGAAAUGGCGCAGGAUGCUAUUGAGAAAGUUGUUGUUGAAUAUGUACAAAUAAAUAGUAUUAAUCCUACUAUUUCUCAGAAGAGAUCGAAUACGGGUGAAAAGUUUUCAUUGUUUAAAUUUGAUGCUUCAGCUUGUGCUGCAUCAGUGCGCAACCGUCAGUCUUCUAAAAAGAUGCAAUUGGCCAUCUGUGAGCCAUCACCAUGGAAUAUAACAGUGCUAUAUCCGCUUCUUGAGAAAUUUUGCUGUGAACGGGAGGCGGAAUCUGGUGAAAAACCAUGCAAAUUACGCAAAUUCCUUCAUUCCUUUAUAAUAGAUGUAUUUAUCGAUCGAUUUAAAAAUAAACUGGAACUACUAGCAGAGCAAGCGUUACAAGGUCGGGAUGCUUGGCGACUUGUUCAUUAUCCCAGUCCGAAAGUUCUUGCUAGCUGUUAUAAUAUGUUCGUGGUUUGCGAAGAAAUUGGUAAACUUAUUCAAACGAUGGAAAAUUAUACGGAACGGCUCUCUGCUCUUUGGCUUCUAGUCAUUGAUGAAUUUGCUAAAAGCACUAUGUCAGUUUAUGAAAAGAUGUUGCAUUCGAACGAUGAAGAAGAGAAAGAUCGCAGAAAAAUAAGUGCUGCUUGGGCUGUUGAUGAAGACAUUUCCCGUUUAUUAAAAAGCUUACCUAAUUGGUUUGCUGUAAGUCACCAUGAAGCCACUCCAACUCCUUCUGCCACUACGCCUACUGUUCUUCUACCAGCUAAUGAAAGUGAAAGUGAAAUACGUCAACGAAAUGAGCGUGAAUCAGAAAUUCUUAUCGGGAAUUUGGGAACAGCUAAACAACUCGUUCGGGACGAAUUGAUAACGGACAUGGAGCUGAUUUCUUCCUUGGCUUGUAUGCAUGAUUCUUUAAAAUGGUUUUGUACCAGUAUGCGAACGCUUAUUUCUACACUUCCUGAUUCGUGUAGACGUUCGAUGCGCAAAUGCAUUAUUCAAAUUCAGAAUUCUUCGAAAAAUUCGAAAACUCAACAAGAAAGCAUAUAUGCCGCAGUUGAGCGACGUUUGGCUGAACUGGAUUCGACUGCUGACACAUGUCUGUUAAUUAUUCAUCUCGAGCUUAGAGUUCAUUGUUUUUUCCAUCUGUUGCCAUUGGCUCGAACUCGCUCUUCAUUACCGCAUGAUGAACUGGACAAUGAGGUAAUUGAUCUGGGCCGUGAUUUAACACAUUUCCACCAAGCUCUUCAUUCCUGUCUUCCUCCUCAUAAGAUGAAAUACCUUUUCGACGGCCUUGGCCACCUGUCUGCUUCAAUAUUUAUACAUUCAAGUCAGCACAUGCAAAAAUUGACGGAAAAUGGAAAAAAACGAGUCUGCCGAAAUAUUUUUGCUGUUCAACAACGACUAAGUCAUCUAACAGGUCGUCGAGAAAGUGAAUUAGAACGCGCACGAGCAUUUUUUGAACUACUAAAUCAUGAUCCUGACCAGUUGCUUGCGCUUAUACUUGAACGUGGUGCCGUUUUUUCUCAUCUUGAAUAUACUUAUCUGCUAGCGCUUGCUAUAAGAUCGCAUCCGAUUUUAAGUGCUCAACCAGGUGCGUUGGAACAAAGAAUAUCGCAACUCAAACAAAUAUUAUCUCAGAUCAAGAAGUCAUGA